UGGCGUUACUGUAGAAUGUGUUUUGAAAGGCAUCCAGUCAACAUUAUUUCAUGUUAAAUUUGAUCGAUAUGGAUAUUUCAAGUAUGCUUGAAGUGCAAGUAGACGAGGUGAAAGAGGUUAAAAGGAAGAAAAACGUUACAUCGAAGGAUUUAAUUCCUUUCGUAACCAUUACCCCACCGCCAAUUUCUCAAGAAGAAAGUAGUUUCUAUAAGCUUAUGUUUGACAAUGAUAUUUCUGUAGUAAGGUUUCGUAAACUUCAUUGUACGGCAUGUGAUGUGCAUAUAGGCUCAGCUCCAGCUGAAGCAAAAAAUAUGUUUGAACAUCCUGUGUUGCGUACAUUAUUAUGCGCUAACUGUAGAGAAUUUUAUGGAGAUGGUACUUUCGAACAAGAGAUUGUUUUAGGAGAUGACGCUACUGAUAUGUUCUGUAGAUGGUGUGCAAAUGGCGGCAAUUUAUAUUGUUGUUCCUAUUGCAGUAAUACUUUUUGUUAUAAAUGUAUUAGAAGGAAUUUUGAUUCGUUAGUAAGAAAAAAAAUUGAGGCUGAUGAAAAGUGGAAAUGUUUUGUUUGUAAUCCGGCAGAUUUGUACGCUACUAGGGCUACAUGUUGGGCUUUGUUAAAAUAUGUACAAACAGUUACAAGAAAAUUGGAAAACGAUGAGUCAUUAACACCAGAAGAAUUGGAAGAAAGAAUGAAUUUAGAUGAGACUGAAUGUUGUCCACGUAGAAAAAAACGUAAACGCAAAAGGACUGGAUCUUCAGAUAUAGAUGAAGAUGAAGAUGAAACAUAUGAUCCUAAAGUUAAUAAUGAACCAAUAACAACAAAACGGAGAGUAUUAAAAAAAAGAUACAAGCAUAGAAGAUUAACUUUAUCUAAUGGAAGUAUUCCAAGAUUGUUACCAAUAAGACAAUGUUGUCCUUCGUCCACUGAAAAUAGUCCUAAGCCUCCUGAAUUAAGUACGUCGUUAAAUUCUUUUACAAGUGUAAAAACUGCUAACACUAGUGCAAAGUCAAGCAAUGCAUUUUUUCUGUCUGUUUCAUCAAAAACACAAGAAAAUCAGUCAUCUCCACGACCUAAUCAAACCGUUCAAGAGAAAGUUGAUGCACCUAAUGCAAAGACCUAUCCUAGCGCUAACAUCACUGCAGUGCCCACUGUUAAAUUACUGCAAUCGACAGCACCAUUUAAUCCGAUGCAAGCUUUAAUUUCACAUGUUCCAAAUAAGAAUUCAUAUCAAACAUAUUAUCCUGCAUCGCGAAUGGUAACUAUUCCAAAUACAAAUCAUCCUAUGGCGUUAACUAAAUCUCGAGUCUUGCUGCCAAAGCCAAAACAAACGAUAAAAAUGAUGGUGACACCAAGUGUUAUAAAUUUGGAUAGUGAUUCUGAUGAACCAAUGGCUAUUUCAGUGGUGAAUUCUCCAAAUACACAAAAUACACCUCCUGUUGUUGAUAAUAAUACUACAGUUAAUGCUAAUUCAUCGUCAACAGUAGCUGUACCAGUAGCACUCGUGAGUACAGAUAGUAGUUGUAAUAUUAAUACAAUAAAAAUUAAUAAAGAAGUAGAACAGCCUUUACGCGAGUUGGAUACAACUUUAAAUAAAUCUGACAAAAGUUUGGGUCAAACUGUAUUAUAUCCAUAUAAAGAACAAUUUAAUGACGUUUUUAAUAAUAUUAAAGUUAAAUUUAAUCAAAUACUUGAAGAUACAAAAAGUGAAUAUGCGAAUAAGAAUAGUAUACAAGAAACACGAUAUAAAAUUCGGUCUCUUUAUAAGGAAGUUUACAACACCAUUAUUCAAAUGUCAUAUAUUAAUGACAGGGUAAUAAGAGAUUACAAUAGUUGGGAAAGAUCUCAAAAUAAAGAAAGUGAAAUAAUUGAAGAAAGAAUUAACAGGACAUCAUCACUUGACAAAAAUCAUGAAAUACCACUUGAUAUGAUUUGCGCAGCAGAUUCUGCAGAAGAAUCUGACAACGAAGAUGUGACAACUAUUAAACUAUCUGAACUUAUACUUUCAACUAAUGCUCUAAAAUCUUCUUCUGAUAAUAAGAAGAUGGUUGAUCAAAGUGUUGAAACUUCUUCUGUUGUUUGUAAAGAUAAAUCAAUACAAGUAUUUGACUUUGAAUCGAAGGAUUAUGAAAAAAUAAUUGGACAUUCGGUUUUAACGAAAACUAACAAUGAUUCUUCGACUGAAGAAGACAGCAUUUCAGCACCUGUAGCAACGUCAAAUGAACAUGUUGGCAAAUAUGAAGAACAAUUUAUAAAUUAUUUGCAACAUAUUGAAGAUCAUGGAAUAGAGAUAGAUGAUAAAUCAAAUGAAAUUGUUUUAGAAAGUCUUAUAGACGUAGAAACAGAUUCAAGUAUUCCAGAAACAUUAGUUAAUGAAAUUCCAUCCAAUAAUUUAAGCGAAUCCACUGAUUUAACGUUGCAAGAAAAUCCUGAAGAACAUAGUAAAAAGGAAACCGUAAAUGAUGAUUUAAUGGAAGUAGAAUCUCUACUUUCAGAUUCUAAAUCUGUUUCAAAUAAUCUUAGGAUAAAGGAAAUUCCAAUCAAUGAAACAAAUAUAAAUACAGAAUUAGAAAAAGAACAUAUGACAAUGACGAACAAUACAACAGACGAAAAACAAAAUAUAAAUAUAAAAAAAGCUAUAGAAAAUGUUAUAAAUUCAUUAAUAACUAACGAAACAAAUGUAAACAAUUCUACUGCCGAAGAUGAUAUCACCAUUAUCGAAGAUUAACACAAUAUUAAGAAAAUGUAAUAAAAGCGACCUAAUAAAUUCGUAAUGGAAUUAUUCGUCACUAUUGGACAAAUGAAUUUAUGCUUAUAAAUAAGAGCAUACUUAUUAACAUUUCCGAUUUCUGUAUUGUUAAUACUUGUCGAUAUAAAAAUAUAGAUUUAAUGUAAUAAAAACAGAACAUGCAUUAGAUAAUAUACAUGCAACAAUAAUUUGAUAUCAUUGUUACAUUUAUAUUUAUUUAAAACAAUUGGAUCUUUGUUUGAUAAUAAUUUUAUAGAAUAAUCAUUUUAGAGAACAAUUAUUCAUUAUUCAAAUUAAAUAUUUCUGUUAGAAUAAUAUUGUACGUUAAACUAUGACGUCCGGUACACAAGUAACUGAGACAAGAAUCUCAGUUGCUUUGAUGUCGGUAUUUGUCUUAUCAGCUUAAUGCGACACCAACGUGAUAUCACUGGACGACAUAGUCUUAAUAAAUCAUUAGAUAAAAAUAUUCAUUUCUUAGAACAUUAACCGACAUUUUUAUUUUCAUUUGUU
This is a messenger RNA of Polistes dominula (European paper wasp), 3257 nucleotides long. RefSeq names its product ADD domain-containing protein 1. The record is from RefSeq and is a predicted model, not a curated record. Gene Ontology annotation, cellular component: nucleus; pericentric heterochromatin. Lineage: Eukaryota; Metazoa; Arthropoda; Insecta; Hymenoptera; Vespidae. Gene Ontology annotation, molecular function: chromatin DNA binding. Gene Ontology annotation, biological process: replication fork processing; chromatin remodeling.